This is a messenger RNA of Mus caroli (Ryukyu mouse), 537 nucleotides long. Lineage: Eukaryota; Metazoa; Chordata; Mammalia; Rodentia; Muridae. The record is from RefSeq and is a predicted model, not a curated record.
AUGGCAUUAAUGCUUGUGCUGUUCUUCCUGGCUGCUGUACUGCCCCCAUCCCUUCUUCAAGAUAGCUCUCAGAAAAACAGUCUUGAAACAAUUUCAACCACUAAAACAUCAGUCCAAGAAGAGAUUGUAAGCAAGCACAACCAAUUGAGACGAAUGGUUUCUCCAUCUGGCAGAGACUUACUAAAAUUGGAAUGGAACCAUGAUGCUCAAGAAAAUGCUCAGCAAUGGGCAGACAAGUGUACAUUCAGGCACAGUCCUAUAGAACGCAGGACAACUAAUUUAACAUGUGAUGAGAAUUUGUUCAUGUCAUCUUACCUUGCAUCAUGGUCUUCUGCAAUCCAAGAAUGGUAUAAUGAACACAAAGAUCUUAUGUAUGAUGUUGGCCCAAAGCAACCUAAUAGUAUGGUCGGACAUUAUACUCAGCUGACCAACAUCAACUGUACCAAAAACAUGAAGGUUUACUUCAGUAGUUCUGGUAUCUCAUUAGUGACAGCUGAUUUUAUUUUUCUCCAGCUAACAAGAACUGCAGAAACUUAA